AAGGCCCAAAAUCCCGCUUGCAUCCCACCAGUUCAUUCAAAAGAAAAAGAAAAGAAAAAACUCGUUCGCAGUUGGCAAAGCCUUCCCUUCUUCCGGAAGCCUCCCUGCUGCCACUGCGAGCGCCAGAGCGAGAGGGGCCGCCCAUGGCCGCGCCGUUCGUCUACACCCGCAGCUCCGGCGGCGGCACCAGUCAGGACGCGGCCAUGCGGGCGGCGUUCGACGGCGACCUCCGGCGCCUCAGAGGUACUGUAAAGAGUCUCGACGACCCAAGGGCGGUCUUCUCUUACGACAUGGGUGGUGGCAUUGGUGUGCUGCACAUCGCAGCCGUCGGAGGGCAUCUUGAGGUUUGCAAAUACUUGGUGGAGGAACUCGGGGGAGAUGUGAAUGCUCCUGCUCCUGGAGUAGGAGACUUUGCAGGUGUGACACCCUUUAUGUCAUCUGCUCAGUCUGGCGAUGUUUCUACUGUGAAGUAUUUGCUUGAUCAUGGCGGUGAUCUAACAAAGUCAGAUGCUAAAGGACGCACAGUUCUCCACCAUGCGGCAUGCAUAGGAAGCUGUACGGUCACCGAGUUCCUACUUUCAAAAGGAGUAGCUGUUGACAUAGACUGUGGCCAUGGUACACCACUCCAUCAAGCUGCUACUAAUGAACAAGAUAAAACAGUAAAGAUUUUGUUGGAACACCAUGCAGAUCCUAACGCCACUGUCAUCGGGAUUGGUACUGCCCUGAUGGGUGCCCUUCUUUACCGUUCUUUGAAGUGCAUGAAGCUGCUGAUCAAGGGUGGCGCUGAUGUCAAUCGAGGGGGCUCCCUUCCGAUGACUCCCUUAGUGUUCACUACAGGGUGGGGAGGCUAUACAAACUUUGUGAAGUUUCUGUUAAAGGCAGGAGUGGAUCCUAAUAUUCCUGAUGCUUAUGGUAACUUACCAAUAGAGCUUGCUGCUAAACGUGACUGCAUGGAAGAAGUUGAAAUGUUGUUUCCUUUGACUUCCCCAAUACCAACUAUCCCAAACUGGAGUAUAGAUGGAAUCAUCUCGCAUGCAAAAUUUGAAAGUUCAAAGCCACUGGAUGGAAGGCAGCUUGAACAAACAAAAGCUACGCUCAAGGCACAUGCAGAUCAUUUAUUCAGGCUGAAGGACUACAAGGUGGCAUCAAAAGCAUAUGGUGUGGCAAUAGCUGUCGCGCCGAGUGCAACAUUGUACGCGAACAGGAGUCUUUGCAAACUGCUGUUGGAUGAUGGUGAAGGUGCUCUGUCAGAUGCUCUCAGAUGCAGAAUGCUGCGACCUAACUGGGUGAAAGCUUGCUACCGUCAGGCUGCAGCUCACAUGCUACUCAAGGAGUAUAAACAAGCUUGUGAUGCUCUCCUGGACGCUCAAAAGUUGGAUCCUGGAAACGUAGAGGUCGAGAGAGAGCUACGGAAGGCCAGGGAAUUAAUGAAAGCUCAUGGUGAGGCUGACAAGUGAAGCAUGCUUUGUUAGGGAAAUGCUCUUUUGGCUUGGAUUAGAGUAGUUGAUCAACUGAAUGUGAUGGUACUCAUGUGACCAGAAGGCUGGUGGUACCCAACUUAAAGUCUAACUCUAGAGUCGUUGAAUUUCUAGAGUUCUUACUACUGCUACUUGUUGAUUGCAUGCUGAGAGGAUUUGGUGUGAAAAUGUGCUGUACCUAACUUAAAAUCUAACCCAAUUUGAAUAUUUGCUGAUUUUUCGGA
This is a messenger RNA of Triticum aestivum (bread wheat), 1702 nucleotides long. RefSeq names its product ankyrin repeat, PH and SEC7 domain containing protein secG. Lineage: Eukaryota; Viridiplantae; Streptophyta; Magnoliopsida; Poales; Poaceae. The record is from RefSeq and is a predicted model, not a curated record. Bases 144 to 1457 code for a protein of 437 amino acids. The transcript has 12 exons. Gene Ontology annotation, molecular function: protein binding.